Messenger RNA from Sitodiplosis mosellana (orange wheat blossom midge), 4896 nucleotides. RefSeq names its product bicaudal D-related protein homolog. The record is from RefSeq and is a predicted model, not a curated record. The coding region runs from base 2589 to 4184 and encodes 531 amino acids. The transcript has 8 exons. Lineage: Eukaryota; Metazoa; Arthropoda; Insecta; Diptera; Cecidomyiidae.
UAUACAAUCCAUCGUGUGUGCGGAUCGGCUGGUUCGAUGCGUUUCACACACGUCCGAGCGAAGACAGUGAGGCAAAGUGUAUUGCGGUAAUUUGUAUGGUGGGUUUGUGUUCGGUUCGUUGCGUUCACUUCAGUUAGUGUUCAGUUGGCAGCCGAGUGACAGCUGUUUUGUGCUCCGUACAAAAGUUUUUUUUUUCUUCGUGGAUAAAACACACGGUUUGUUUCUUGUUUUAUUACGUGUACGUUAGCGAAACACCGUCAGAAGUGUGUAUAUUUGGUUUUGGUGGACUGUUUUUUUUUUAAUUUCGGACGAAUUUUGAUGUGUUGGUGAUUUUUUUUUCUUUCUCUUCUCAAGAGCAUGUGUUAAUUCGGUGAAUCCAAUUUCCGAUAUCGCCAACAAUAUUGCCUACAUUGGAUUAAUCGCUGAAUCAUCAACAAGUGUAUCGAUGGAAAUACAGUGAAUACGGUUCAAAAGUGAUUGAUUGAGACAGAGAAAAGUGCCUUGUUCCCGUUAGAAUAUUGAUUGUGUCUUUGAACCAAGUGCAUUGUUUGAGUUUUGGUUUCUGUCAAAUUGUUUUUUUGUCUUUGCUGCGAUUGACUUUUUUCGGGACAAAACCGAAUUGACUAAGGAACCAAAUUGACUAGCAAACAAAAAUUGACUGAAAGAAAUUGGCUGAACAAAAAAUUGUCUAAACACCAAGAAGUGAUCGACUUUCUCAAGACAAAAAUUGUUUUGUGUACUUUUCUCAAACAAAAAGUGAUCGACACACACACACACACACAAUUAGUGAGACUGUGAAUCAUUGAUUUUCAGUGAGCGACACACAAAGUGACUAUUUCAUUCAAAUUGCAACAACGAAAGGUAACACAAAUAAAACAACAAACACACACUCUGGACCAACAAUUGCUUUUGUAAAUAACAGCGCUUAAUUUAUGAUUAAUAUCGCAUGUCCAUAUUGGCUUUUGGUAUCUUUUGCAUCACAUUCAUGUAGUUUUCCAGCUAAACAAUACAAAAACAAAAAACAUUCGCUUUGGUUUUACCGUAAAAAUGUCAUCAGGUGACGGUGAAUUGAUGUACGAUUCUAAUGCGAUAGUGUGUUGUUGUCAUUGACAAUCGGCAAUCAAUAUCGAGAACGACGACAACGACGACAAACACAUGGCUGUCGUGGUGCCGUGUCUAUGGCCCACCUGUGCAUGUGAGUGCAAUCGAAACACCCUCACAAAAAAUAACAACAACCGAUGGAAAAAUUCAUAACGAAACACAUUUUAUAAACCAUCUGCCAAUUUAUAUCGCUGUUGUGAGACGUAUUUGUUUACUUGUUUGUGUAUUCACCGUGAACUACUGUCACUGUAUUCUUUUUUUUUCGUGUGUUUAUGCCUUGUCUAUUUUAUCGGGGAAAAUAUUUUUUGUUUUUUUCUGUUCUAUCAAACGAGAGCGAAAAGUGUUUGUAGUGCACAUUUUUCUGUAAACUGAGUUUUACUAAGUUGUCUUGUAACUUAACGCCCCAACACUUGCGAUAAAUUAUUGACAGUGAAUAUUCGACGACACACUUUUUUUCGCCUCAUUAGUGGAGAUCGAUUUUUUGAGCUGAAACGGUGAAUUUACGACGCAAUUUUGACACAAGUGUAUUGAAAAUUUCACUCUUUUGAAGCGAUUCAACUGCUUUUGAUCUUUGGAGAAAAAAUUCCCUUCGAUUUUGAUCGGUCAUUUUGAGGAAUUGAAGUGCAGAGUGACAUUUUUCCCAUUGUCAAGUUGAUAAUAAACUCAAAGCAUUGAAAAUCGAUAUAAACUGCGGUUGAAAUGAAUAAUUAAACUGUCGUUCCAAUUGAAAAUUGAUAGAAAUUCUUCAAAAUAUCGAAAAUAAACUACAGAACUUACAGAUAGCAAUCAAAUUUUGAAGGAAAACAAUAAAAAUCGAAGAUAAAAACGUAAAAAUUUGAAAGAAAACAUUUUGACAAACUUGAUAAAAUUGGAAAAAUACACCAAAAGUUUGUAGAAAUUCAUACAAAAUCAACAAACAAGUGGUUCAGAACGAGACAAUUUGCUCAAAAGCCAGCUGAGAAGGUCCAUGCAAAAUCAUGAACAUUUCCAUAAUAAUACCUGAAAAACGUCGUAAAGUCGUCGGAAAUCACAAAUAAACCGUCGAAAAUUACAAAAAAAUUCAUGAAAAUUACAGAAAAAAUUGUUGAACGUCAAAAAAAUUGAAGAACAAUAGUCGCUGGUCGUCACUAAAUCAAUGAAAAAAAAACUUCAAAAUUCAUUAAAAAUCGUCGAAUUUUGUCAAAAAGAAUCGAAAUUCUUUGAAUUUUGUAGAACAAGUCGUUCGAGAGCCUACAAAAUCCUUUUUGUAAAAGCUAAAAAUCGUGAAAAAAAACUCAAAACACCCAAAAAAAUUGUAAAAACUCCUCAACUGUCGUCGAUUAGACACUCAACACAGCGCGACCAAAAAAAAUGUCUCAAGUGUUGUUAGUUUAGUUUAAAAAAUUUGGUGGUUUGUACUUAACUGUCCCUCAUCAUCGAUUCAUCGCUUAAUCUAUCGCUAGAUAAUACUAAGAAAACCAAAAGUUGUGUGCAUAGUAAAAGAAAAAAUGGCUAAAAUGAAACCUACUUUAGAGGAUUACAUAUUCGACAUGGAGACGCGGCCACCGGACCAUGGCACGCCAAACGAUCAAGAUCUGUGGACGCAAUUGCAGAAAAAAGAGUCGGAUUUACUGUUGGCCGCCGAGCUGGGCAAAGCGUUGCUCGAGAAAAACGAAGAGUUGGCCAAACAACAGGAGAAAAUCAUCGAAGAAUAUUCCAAGAAGCUUGAGUGUCUGGAACAAGAGAAGCAUAUUUUACGACGAAAACUGUCAGAGGCGGAAAGUGAACGAGAUUUACGUGUACAGGAACUGGAAUCCGACUACAGUGAUCUAAAAUCAAAGCUAAUGUCACAGGAGUCAUCGGUGCGGCACAAUGAACGCGAGAAAAAUGUACUGGUCGACGAGUUGGCAUCACAAAAUGCCCGGCUCACACAACAGCUCCAAGCAGCCAAUCAACUCGAAGUCCAACUCAGCAAUAAACUGCAAGAAUUAAAAAGUCAAUACAACAUUCAGCAUCAAACCUUACAGAAUCACAUCAACGGUUUGGAAAGUCUUAAAGAUGAAUUAAAUAUCAUCACGAAAGCGAAACACGAACUCGAAAAACGGCUACAGACCACUGUCAUCGAGAAAGAAACGAUAUUCUCAUCGUUGGAAGAAGCUCUCGAUCGGAUACACACACUGGAACGACAUGCGCGGGAACAAGAAUCGAAAUUACAGUCAACGACACAGCACCUCGACCGUGUGCAAGAGGAAAAUAAUGCGCUGUAUGAAAAAUUAGGAUCUAUUCAAAAUUCGCCACGACAUUCAUCAUUGAUGAAUGAGAUGGAAUGUGAUGAAGACCAAGGAAUUGGCGAUAGCAAUAAAUCACUCAAUACGAUUGAUGCAAUAGCGAAAGAAGCGCGCACCGUAUAUAAUCAACUGAAAAUGCUCCAUUUCACGCUGAAAGGCAACCAUGACGGUGAUUCGGGAUUACAUUCCGAUUUGUUUUUGGGUUCAGCGGAUCAGUCAUCGACAAAUCAAUACGAUUCAACCGAAGAGUUGCAUCAAGGUAUGCUGUCCGCAUUGACCGAUGACAUCAUCAACUUGAUCAUGAGCAUGGAUGUCGUUCACUUCAAAACAAUGUUGGACAAGUCACGAGCCACGAACCAAGAACAGGAGGAAGAGUUGCGCCGACGACAGACAACCAUUUCAGAUUUUGAAAGUAAAGUGUCGGUGAUGGAAGUCGAAUUACGAAGUGCCUUAGAAGAUCGAAAUCGUGCUCAAGCCGAUGCAUCGGAAAGCAGUUUGGCUCAAGAUGAUGUGGUGUCACAGGCGCGUGCCGAUCGCGAUUCGGCCAUUCAACGACGAACAAAGGCUGAAAUUGAAUUAGCAAAAACUCGUGUCGAACUCAUGCAAGCGAACAGCGAAUUGCUCGAAGCCAUUAAUCAAAAAGUCGAACUGUCGCAACAAUUGGAGCAGUGGCAGGUGGACAUGCACGAAUUGUUGGAGGAGCAAAUGAAGCGUCAAUUGGAGGAUAGCCAACGAAAAGCAAAAUCGAGAAAUAUCGCGGUCACACCACCCAAGCCAACAUAUUCACACCUUCUAAUGCGACUAUUCCAGCGAUAAACAUUCUAAUCGCUCCCGUACCUGCCCGCGUCAGUGAAUAGAUCAUCAUUUCGGCUCAAUCAAGAGCAAAUAUUAGAUCGUUUUUACUGAGAGAAAAAAAUUCCGUCUUUUUUUAAAUAUUUUUUUGUUUGUUUAUAAAACCAAAUCUCACUCACUCCCUGGAACUGUGCAAGCGAUUUAGCGUAUUUUUCCAUUGUGUAAUUUAUUGAUUAAUCUAUUUUGUAUAUUAACGUUUAGCAAAUAAGAAGAGUGAUUGUAAAAUUGGUUCGAUUGAAUCGACUUGAAUUUUUCGCCUUUGAAAAUGAUGUUCUUUUUUUAACGAAAAAAAAAUCUCGUGAUAAUUGAUUAAUGCGAUUUUGUCGAUGUGAUAAACGACCAACAACAUCGAAUAUUGUUGAAAUUGUGAGUAUUGAUCGUCACAUUUUAUAUCUUUUAGUCUGUGGCACACGAAAUAUCAGCCUUUGAUCGCUGCCCAAAUUUAUCUUCGUCUAAAUUUUUUUUUUUUUUUCAAAUUAAAUAACUUUUUUUUUUCAAAAAUAGAAGAAAUCAAUUCGAAACAUUUCAACAAUUUCGAUAUUCGAAUCGCAUUUAAAAACAUCAACAAAAAAACUGUACAUUUUUUUCUGCCGGAAAUUUAAUGGUGAAAAAUUUAUUCUAAGAACAAACAAUAAUAUAAAAAUAAACAGUUAAUAAUUGGCAAUGAAAAAAAAAA